UAGGAUGCAAACCACACCUUUUCGAAAGUCUUUAUAAGAAAAAGUCACAUGAAGCAACCAUCAUACUUUCAUCUGGACCAACAAUGGCUCUGCAUUGUAUUAUUCUGCUUCUCACCAGUGUGAUUUUCUCCAAAGCACUGGCACUGAAAUGUUAUGGAUGUGUACCAGAUCCAUCUAAUUUAACAUGCACAGAUGGUCAAAUUGUGUGUCAAUCUCAAUGUAGCGCCAUGACCACGACUGUAGCAGUAGGCAACUUUAGACAAAGUACGAGCAUGAAGGCUUGUGGAGAUCCAUUUUCAUGUGUUAAUGGGAGCAUAAAUUAUGGACAAAGCAGAAUAUCUGUCAACACCCAAUGCUGUAAUACAAAUCUUUGCAACAUUAAAGAUGCACCAGAGUUGCCAAGAUCUCCCCCUAAUGGAAAGAGUUGUUAUUCCUGUGAUCAGACAAACUGUUUUAAAGUUUUGCCUUGUGAAGGUGAUGAGAACCAAUGCUUUACUUUCACAGUUGAGGUAAAUGGCAAGAAUGACACUCAGAAAGGAUGUUCAAGCAAGCUGUUCUGUGGCAGCUUUGGAUCACGAGCACUUACACGGGGACGUAGUGGGGGUUAUUUUGACAUGAAAUGUUGUGAGGGAAACCUAUGUAACAGGGCCCAGAACAUGAGAGUUUUUUUCUUUCCGUUCGUAUCUUUAAUCAUCCUACACUUUUCAUCAAAGAUAUUGUAACAAAUGGAAAUUAUGAUGUGCUCCUUUUAAUGACCUCAUAGUUUGGGUGUGCACAAGAGAGAAUGAGGUGUGGCUGCACGCACCAUAGCUCUGUGUCAGUAAACAGCUUAACCCAUGUAUGUAAAAUAUAAAAUGUAUUUAUAUAUUUAUUAAUUUUUUUCUCAAUUUGCUUUAACAUUUUGAAGUCACACUGUUAAUAACAGAAAGCAUCAGAUUUGCCUUAACAGAGCGAAGACCACAAAAUAAACCACAUGUGGUAGAGUAGCCAUGAACCUUCAAAUUUGACUCCGCUGCAUGUAACUAUC
Messenger RNA from Misgurnus anguillicaudatus (oriental weatherfish), 1027 nucleotides. RefSeq names its product urokinase plasminogen activator surface receptor. The record is from RefSeq and is a predicted model, not a curated record. NCBI's taxonomy places the organism in Eukaryota, Metazoa, Chordata, Actinopteri, Cypriniformes, Cobitidae.